UAUUAAACCCUAAAAAGACCCUACUGACCCUUAAAAUGAUUUUUUUUAAAUGAAAACUCCUUAUAUUACAGUCAAACUAAAAUGAUGCAUGCUUAUAAUGAAUUGCAUAUUAGCAAUUAAUAAUGUGGCUGCUGAUGUAGUUGCUAUGUUUAAAGUCCUAAUUUCCUGUUUGAGGAAGACAUCGAGUUCACACAAUUCUUUUAAAUUCUUAUUUUCCCUGAAUUUUUGUAUGUUGCUUCAUUCUAAACAUGUAGUACUUUGCUGAGUAAAUAGCAAUACCUAGCUGACUCCAGGCACAUGAUGGGCUGAACUGAACCCUUUGCCUCACAUAAUGUCCACAGUACGGGUUAAACCUUCAGGGGAAAUUACUGUGCUGCAAAGGAAGUGUUGUGUCAUUUGGUUAAACUGUGCUGCUUCCUUUUCCUCAUUUUGUCAUUCCUUGAGUUGAGAGCAAAAUAAGUGUUUUCAGACCAAGAGGACGACACAAGGAAAGAACUGCUAAUACUUUAAACCUUGAAUACCUGUAUUUGUUUUUUCCUGUUGAACGGGAAGCAAAGAAGCCGUUGAGGUUAUCGAAUGGAAACUAUGAACGGUUAAUGAAGCAUGGUGGCUUGCGAGGACACCUUUUGUCUGGUUUUGAUAGACCUCUGACUUCAUUGGUGAGUUUUUUUUGGGUUUUUUGCCAGAUCCACUGACACUGUUGUUCAAGCAACAUGAGCAUCCGCAUCUCAGAGAUGUUCUGAUUCAGGCUGCUGGAUUUAAAGUGAAGACGGCAACAUUGGCUUAAACGGCAGCGAUGCUAAAGUGACGCCAACAUUAUAUCUAGAAGUUUAAAGUUCUGUAUCACUUCAUUGGCAAACUCUACUGAAGAUAAUUUCCAGCAACCCUGACCAUGAAGGCGGAGAGUUUAUUACUGGCAUUGCAAUGUCUGUUGGGAUUUGUGCAAUACAGCAGAGCGCUGUCAACAUGCAAUCCUUUAGACCUGGAACUGAUCAAGAGAAAGCGCAUCGAAGCCAUUCGUGGACAGAUUCUCAGCAAACUACGACUGCCCAAGGAACCAGAAGUAGAAGAGAAGGAGUUGAUUGAAAACAUCCCAGCAGAACUGAUCUCAGUGUACAACAGCACCAUGGAGCUCAAUGAGGAGCAGGCAGCGAACCCAGUUCAGCACACCAUAGAAGAUCCAACAGAGGAGGAAUACUAUGCUAAAGAGAUUCACAAGUUCACAAUGAUGGAGGAAAAACCAGAAAAGUACUUAGUUUUCAACAUCACAGAUAUAAAGCACAAACUGGGUGCAAAUCAUGUGCUCUACCAGGCCGAGUUUCGACUGCGCAUCAAGGAACCUAAAAUGGGGGAUUCAGAGCAGAGACUGGAGCUGUACCAGGUCACUGGGAACAAAUCACGCUACCUGAACUCACGCUUCAUUUCCCUUCAAACGGCUGGCAAGUGGGUGUCGUUUGAUGUGACGUCCACCCUGAAAGACUGGUUGCAGAUGCCUGAGGAGAAGCAGGAGUUUCAGCUGCAGCUGGCCUGUAGCUGCAAGCCCGAGUCUCAGAACACUGAAUUUUUAUUUAAAAUAGCAGGUUUGUCCCGCAAUAGAGGUGAUACGGGCCUCUUAGCGGACCAAGUGGCAAAGCCUUACAUUUUGGUGAUGUCACAUCCUGCUGAUGGCCACAGCCCAGCAAAAUCGCGCAGAAAACGGGAAACAGAUGCUGUUUGUACUGAAAAGUCUGAGGGUUGCUGUGUUAGAAGUCUGUACAUUGACUUCCGCAAAGACCUGGGCUGGAAGUGGAUUCAUGAACCUUCCGGUUACUAUGCCAAUUAUUGCACUGGCUCUUGCUCCUAUGUCUGGACAUCAGAAAAUAAGUACUCACAGGUUCUUGCACUAUAUAGGCAUCAUAAUCCUGGUGCCUCUGCUCAGCCCUGCUGUGUACCUCAGGUUCUAGACCCACUGCCCAUCAUUUACUAUGUGGGGAGACAGCAUAAGGUGGAACAGUUGUCAAAUAUGAUUGUGAAAACCUGCAAGUGUUGCUGAAAGCAUCAUUUCCGUUUGGUCUUGAUGAGCAAAGUUAAGAGAACAACACACUGAGGUGCUUGAGACCCAGCACUUUCUGAGGGGAUUUUUUUAUUCUUUUUUUCAACUUGUUCUUUUUAUUUUACUUGACUCUACUGUAUCACACUUGUAAUGAUAGAUUGUUUUUUACCUGUUGUACAUCUAUUGUGUCAUAAAACUGUACUACAUGUUGCCAUUAAAGUGAUUGUAUUCAUUGUUUGCUAUAAAGAUGCCAAAUUUAUUUAGUAUUAUUAUUAUAUUUAGUAUUUUUAUAGUAUUAUUUAGUAGAUAAAUCAAAUUGAGACAUUUCAGGUUCUGAUUUUAUGUUUAAGUAUUAAGAUUAAACAUACAGUUGAAGUGAGAAUUAUUAGCCCCCUUUGAAUUUUUUUCUUUCUUUUUUAAUAUUUCCCAAAUGAUGUUUAACAGAGCAAGGAAAUUUUCA
Danio rerio (zebrafish) is the source of this 2492-nucleotide messenger RNA. NCBI's taxonomy places the organism in Eukaryota, Metazoa, Chordata, Actinopteri, Cypriniformes, Danionidae. The record is from RefSeq and is a predicted model, not a curated record.